Spodoptera littoralis (African cotton leafworm) is the source of this 753-nucleotide messenger RNA. The record is from the annotation of a GenBank genome assembly. NCBI's taxonomy places the organism in Eukaryota, Metazoa, Arthropoda, Insecta, Lepidoptera, Noctuidae.
AUGUUGAAUUUAGAUUCAGCCAUUCUUAGUACCGGGUUUAUGAAAGAGAGUAGAACCUUGUUGCGUGUGAGAUUGUGGUUCUACGCGUUAUCUUAUGUGCAUUUAGUGGCAGUGGCAGGAUUAUUGCUUACCAUCGAUUUUGCUGCUCACGAUGAUCCGGAUAUACAAAUGUAUCAGAAGAUCAGAUUUAAAUUGAUCACAGCGUGGUUUAAUCUGUUCACAUUGGUGUACUUCCCAAUAUGUUUCUACUGUGAUUGGAGGGAACUGCGAGGAGAGCAUGGACGCAAUCACGUGAAAGUUCUCAAUCAAGUUAGAUGCCUGUGCUUCACAAGCAUCCUACUACCGACCACUGCAUUUGGUGACAUACUGUUCUGGCGAGUAUGGAAUACUCAUCGAGAGCUGAUAGCACCGCCGAGCAUUCACAAAGUGGUUCCCUUCUGGUCCCAGCACUGUAUGCACACUGUAUCCCUGAUUGUGGUGCUUACAGACCUCGUGCUGGUGAAAAGAGAGAGGCCCAAGAGUAACGUGCUGAAUAUUGGAGUAUUAUCAUGUUUUCUUAUCGCUUAUACUGUUGUGUGCGUUCAAAGCGUGAUGAGAGGCGAAUACAUAUACCCAGGUCUGAAGCUGUUCACAGGAAUGAAGUUCCCCAUACUAGUCAUAUACGUUUUUCUAGAAAACUUCUUCUAUUAUACUAGCCAAUGGUUAAUAAUUGACAUGGUAUGGGGCCAAGGAAACUUGAAGAAAGUUGUUUAA